Bombina bombina (fire-bellied toad) is the source of this 5798-nucleotide messenger RNA. RefSeq names its product tolloid like 1 (gene TLL1). Gene Ontology annotation, biological process: proteolysis. Bases 603 to 3881 code for a protein of 1092 amino acids. Lineage: Eukaryota; Metazoa; Chordata; Amphibia; Anura; Bombinatoridae. The transcript is spliced from 23 exons. Gene Ontology annotation, molecular function: zinc ion binding; calcium ion binding; metalloendopeptidase activity. The record is from RefSeq and is a predicted model, not a curated record.
AGCCAGUAAAAAACCUUACAGUCCUCAUACUUUGCUGAGGAGAUAUAAAAGAGCCAUUGAUAGUUGACCCCAGUUAGGAAAAUCAGAAGUAGCCAAACUAAGAGCAAGGAGAAAAAGUCAACUUUCUGUACAUUAUUUAGAAAAAAGCAAAACUGCAUUAUUGUUAUUUUAUAGUCCUGCUUAAACCUUCUAUUCCUGCAGCCUCUCUGCUGGGAUACGGAAUUCCACAUUGCAACUGCUGCUUUAAUUGACAAUUCAGAAGAUCCUUCAGAUACCAGGAUUUCCCACAUUUCGCUUUUCAGAUGUGCUGUUGUACAGAUCAGAUUGUCCUGGCUGCCAGGUUGUGCAGUGAAAGAAAGUCUUCUUGGAUGAAGCAACUACAAAAGGAGCAACCUCAGAUCCCUGUCUCCAGGCUGCAGAUAUAAAACUAUUUUAUGGAAGAAUUAGGACAUCUCAUUAAGACUGACAAGCAUUAAUCAAAUCAUUAGACCUAAUCUGAUAUGGAUUUUUGACUUUUUAUUUUCCAAGAAACAAAAAUUAAUCAACUUAAGGAAACAACUUUUCCUUUAGUUCAUAUCUGUGUUUGCUAUACUUGCAUAUGCAUGAGUCCACAGAUCAAGUCUGAUGAAGCAAGGAAGAAUAUCCUAGAAAAGGAACUGUAUCUCCAACUUCAGGUUAUUUCAGCAUUAUUUAUUCACAGGUCUGCAGGUUGCAUGUAUUUUCAAAUUGUAAUGAAAAUGCCUUCCUGGGUCGUCAUCUUUAUUACUGGAUGGACUUUUUGUGAAAAAGUAUUUGUUUGCUAUGGCCUUGACUAUGAUUAUUCUUAUUAUUACAAUGAAGAGGAGAAACCUGAGGUCAUCGAUUACAAGGAUCCUUGUAAAGCUGCCGUCUUUUGGGGAGACAUUGCCUUAGAUGAAGAAGAUUUAAAAAUGUUUCAAAUAGACAGGACAAUUGACCUCACUCAGCACUCAAAUGAAAAAGUGGGACACACCACAGGUGGCCUUGGAGAACACAAUCUAUCAAAAAAAUCUGUAGCUCUCUAUCAGCUUAUCGAGAAGAUAAGAAGAUUUGGCUCUGGCUUUGACCAUAAAAAUGCAACAGCUGAAAAAUUAAAUAUCAAGACCUCAGGGAAAAAAAGUGUGAAAACUCGAAUUCCCAGAGCUGCUACAUCUCGAACAGAAAGAAUAUGGCCUGGAGGAGUCAUUCCAUAUGUUAUUGGGGGAAACUUUACUGGCAGCCAGAGAGCGAUGUUCAAACAGGCCAUGAGGCACUGGGAAAAACACACGUGUGUGACGUUUAUAGAACGUGCUGAAGAAGAAAGCUACAUUGUGUUUACAUACAGGCCUUGCGGGUGCUGCUCAUAUGUGGGUCGAAGAGGAAAUGGACCCCAAGCAAUAUCCAUUGGCAAAAACUGUGAUAAAUUUGGAAUAGUUGUUCAUGAGCUAGGCCAUGUCAUUGGUUUCUGGCAUGAGCAUACUCGACCAGAUAGAGAUGAUCAUGUCACUAUUAUCAGGGAAAACAUUCAACCAGGUCAGGAAUACAACUUCCUCAAAAUGGAGCCAGGAGAAGUGAAUUCACUAGGGGAAUCGUAUGAUUUUGACAGCAUCAUGCAUUAUGCAAGGAACACCUUCUCAAGGGGUAUGUUUUUGGAUACCAUUCUUCCUUCCCGUGAUGAAAAUGGAUUGAGACCUCCAAUUGGUCAACGUACUCGAUUAAGUAAAGGAGAUAUUGCACAAGCCAGAAAGCUUUAUAGAUGUCCAGCUUGUGGAGAAACACUGCAAGAAUCUACAGGUAACUUCUCAUCGCCAGGAUUUCCAAAUGGUUAUCCUUCAUAUACGCAUUGUAUAUGGAGAAUCUCUGUAACCCCAGGAGAAAAGAUUGUUUUAAAUUUUACAACUAUGGACCUUUACAAGAGCAGUCUGUGCUGGUAUGACUAUAUUGAAGUCAGAGACGGCUAUUGGAGGAAAUCUCCUUUACUAGGCCGAUUCUGUGGAGAUAAGCUUCCAGAAGUCCUUACAACAACAGAUAGCCGAAUGUGGAUAGAGUUCCGUAGUAGUAGCAACUGGGUGGGAAAAGGAUUUGCUGCAGUGUAUGAAGCAAUUUGUGGAGGUGAAAUCCAUAAAGAUGUUGGUCAAAUCCAGUCACCUAAUUAUCCAGAUGAUUAUCGACCAUUAAAGGAAUGUGUAUGGAAAAUCACAGUUGCAGAAAACUAUAAUGUUGGAUUAACAUUCCAGGCUUUUGAGAUAGAACGCCAUGACAACUGUGCUUAUGACUAUCUUGAAGUAAGAGAUGGCGGUAGUGAAAACAGUCCUUUGAUUGGUCAUUUUUGUGGUUAUGACAAGCCAGAUGACAUCAGAUCUACCUCAAACACCCUUUGGAUGAAAUUUGUUUCUGAUGGAACAGUAAACAAAGCAGGGUUUGCUGCUAACUUUUUAAAAGAGGAAGAUGAAUGUGCCAAACCAGACAAUGGAGGGUGUGAACAGCGCUGCAUUAAUACACUAGGAAGUUAUAAGUGUGCCUGUGAUCCUGGCUAUGAACUUGGACCUGACAAAAAAAGCUGUGAAGCCGCAUGUGGAGGACUGUUAACCAAAUUAAAUGGAACGAUAACUACUCCAGCGUGGCCUAAGGAAUAUCCUCCAAACAAAAACUGUGUCUGGCAGGUGGUGGCUCCUUCUCAGUACAGGAUAUCAAUGAAAUUUGAGUAUUUUGAAUUAGAAGGCAAUGAAGUCUGUAAAUAUGAUUAUGUUGAGAUUCGCAGUGGACUUUCCUCUGAUUCUAAACUACAUGGGAAAUUUUGUGGAACAGAAGUGCCUGAAGUCAUUACCUCACAGUAUAAUAACAUGAGGAUCGAAUUUAGGUCUGACAACACUGUAUCAAAAAAGGGCUUUAAAGCUCACUUCUUUUCAGACAAGAAAGCUGCCUGCAAAGAGAAAAUUUUUAUUUUUGAAACUUGCAAGGACUUGAUAAAAGGUUCCCCUUCAGGCCGAGUACGUAUAAAUGAGAGACUAGUGGCCUCUGAAAAGCUCAGAGAUAAAGAUGAAUGCUCAAAAGAUAAUGGAGGUUGUCAACAUGAAUGCAUCAAUACCAUUGGAAGUUAUGUCUGCCAGUGUCGCAAUGGAUUUGUACUUCAUGAGAACAAACAUGAUUGCAAAGAAGCUGAAUGUGAGCACAGGAUUCAUAGUCCAAAUGGAUUAAUUGCAAGUCCCAACUGGCCAGACAAGUAUCCAAGUCGGAAGGAAUGCACGUGGGAAAUAAGCGCCACCCCUGGCCACAGAGUUAAGCUAACUUUCAAUGAAUUUGAGAUUGAGCAACAUCAAGAAUGUGCUUAUGAUCAUCUAGAGAUAUUUGAUGGAGAAACAGAGAAGUCUUCGAUUUUAGGACGACUGUGUGGUAAUAAGAUACCAGAGCCCCUGGUUACCACUGGAAAUAAAAUGUUCCUGCAUUUUGUAUCAGAUGCAUCAGUACAAAGGAAAGGCUUCCAAGCCACACAUUCUACAGAGUGUGGAGGCAGACUGAAGCCAGAAACAAAACCCAGAGACCUUUUCUCCCAUGCUCAGUUUGGUGACAACAACUACCCUGUGCAAGCUGAUUGUGAGUGGCUGUUAGUGACCGAAAGAGGUUUACGUAUUGAACUGAGUUUUCAAACUUUUGAGGUGGAAGAAGAGGCGGACUGUGGUUAUGACUAUAUUGAGUUAUUUGAUGGCCAUGAUACAUCAGCAACGAGACUUGGGCGUUACUGUGGAUCUGGGCCACCAGAAGAAAUUAUAUCAACAGGAGAUACAGUAUUAAUUCAUUUUCAUACGGAUGACACAAUCAGCAAGAAAGGAUUUCAUAUACGAUAUAGAAGUGUGAAGUACCAAGAUGUGCAGCACACCAAAUAACAUAAGAAACCUCUGACAAAAAACAAACAAACCUGUGUGAGAGAUUGACAGAAAGGAAGUAUUUUUUUUACUAACGUUAUUAGUACAAAUGUUUUAUAUCAUAAAUAUAAAUGGAAAUGACGUAAAUAAUCAGGAAGAGCACUGAUUGAAAAGGAAGAUUCUACAAUCACAGACGCAGGUUGACUGUUUAAGAGCACUGCAUGCUUCUAGGGAGACUGCUUUUCAUACUCAGCUUGACAUUUGUCAAGGUUGCCUGCGGAAUCCAUCAGUAUCACUCGCGUUACCCUGAGGACAUUACCUCCUGGCUAUUAUUUGUAACAAUAAAAAAAAUAAAAAAAAACAAUAAUAAUAAUAAAGAAAAAAGAAAUUUCUAAAGGUCACAUACUCAUAUCUUCUUAAACUCUUGCAGACUUGGCUUUUGUGCUUUGUUGUUGGCAUAUGAUGCAAAUAAAAUGGGAUACAGACUUCAGAAACCAGUAUUAUGUUCAGGGGAUAUUCUGAGCCUUUAUGGGACGUCUCAUAAAAUUCAAUUGAACAAUGAUGCAACUGGAACCUUAAAGCGUCUUUGUUUUGAUGCAGAUGUCUGUUCUGUAUCCUUAAACAGCUCUGUUGUUCCUUUCACCAUCAUCUAUAAGAAUGUAAAAACUUUUUUUUAUUACAUUCAUUCAUUUAACAGACACCGGUGAGAAAUGGAUGUUUUCAAAUUUACAAGGUUUAAUAUGCCAUAAGUUGUUAUGCACUGUUACUUUGCACCAAACAUAAUCAGGGACCUGUUAAUGUUUUGCAAAUUUGCUAUGUAACUCAGAUCCUCAUUCUGGAAAGCAAAGAAAUGCUCAAGGAAAAAUUGAAUCCAACUAUACUAAAAAGAGAUCACAAAUUUUCAUCUUUCAGUAUCAAUACAUGUAAUGGCUGCUACAUUUCUUUGUAGAUGUGUGUACUUUUCACUUAAUGGCGAUACACUGUAGUUUUCCCAAGCAAAUGCAGAAAUUCCCAGUAGAGGGACAUUAUAUAAUGCCUGUUUUCAUGUAAAAUAUUUUGAACUGUUAAGCUUAUUCAAAACUUGUUAUUGGAAGAAAUCUCCAAUGGUGCUAUUCAUCAAACUUAAAAAAGAAAUAUCAUUGAGCCAAUAAUUUGCAAAAUAUGAAUGUCUCAGUUUGCCUGGCUGCAUUUGAAGACUAUAGACUAUCAACUAUAUGAAGAGAUCAUUGUAAUUGCAGCUCUACGUUCUGUGGAACAACUAUUGCCUUAGAAUUAUUGCACAUGAUCAAACAGAUCUUCUUGUAGAUACAGCUGUAAUUUGAUAAAUCAUUUGACAACUUUAACAUUGUAAUGUAUUUACAAAAGACCUUUAAGGAAAUCAUAAACUUAGCUAUAGCAUCUAUUGUACAUAUACUGACUUGCUUUCUAUGUAUGAGUAUUGUAUCUUAUUUUUGAAUAGUUCUAUUAUGUGCUUUAGGCCUUUUAAGGCUUUAGUCAUGCUGUAUAUGCAAAUGUCAGUUUGAUUGAAUGUACAUGCUUCAGAAGUGUAAAAUAUCUUGUAUGGUUGACCAGUUAACUUGUUCCUUUACGUGCCAAAAUCCUUAUAAUCUUUUUUGUCAAGUACAACUUUUAUUUGAAAGUUGUUAAAUGCAGAGAGAGGGGAUAUUUAAAGUUACGGGAAUUAAAUUGAGAUUAUGUUUUAUUAGCUAGAAGUAUUGUUUUGAUAUUUUUUUGAUGUAGGUUGCUAACUACCUUGGCAUCGGACAUCUUUUAUCUCAUCAGAAACAUUCACUGGCACUAAUUUUUUUUAUUUUUUAUUAUUAAAUCUUUUUCUCUUGAUAGAUUUGUUAUUUAAGAAACUUGUACCUAUCGUUUAUUUGUAUUAUUUGUUCCUUGUUCUGUUCCAAAACUUUGUCACAUUAAAUGUCCAUAAAAUUA